AUGUCCAACGAAAGCUUCGCCAACAACAACGCCCAAGCCAACGGCAACGGUGCAACGACCACGACCAAGGGCAAGCAUCGUGGACCUCGCUUCACCUGGAACUCUGCCUACGAGGCGACUUUCUUCCGCUCGCUGUGUGAAUCCGUCGCCUGCGGUCUACGAGACGGAAGCACAUUCAAGCCUGAGGCGUGGGAUCGAGCCAUCCGCGCCCUGAUCGAGAACCACAAUGCUUACGCCAACAAGGCCCAUUUGAUCAACAAGACCGACAAUGCCCGUAAGAAGUACCGCUUAUGGCGUGGUCUGCGCGAGGACCCCGAGUUCUACUACAACCCCCAGACUCGCACCGUGAGUGCGUCCGAGGAAGCGUGGAUGCGCCAUCUUCAAAAAGAGCCGCUCGCUCGAUCACUCCGAGCUCGUCCGUUCGAGCAUGAAGAGUACUACGAAAUCCUCUUUCCAGACGUGAUCGGGUCAGGCGGUGCGCCAAAGCGCGUGACGAAGAAGAAGAAACAGCAGCAGCAAGACCAGCAACAACAGGAUCAGCAACAAAACGGCGUGGAGUCAUCUGUCGAGCCUGAGCAACAACAGCAGCCAGCUGCCAUCAUGGAUCUUGUUCCCAGCCAGGCCUACAUCGAUCCGACGCAGACACAUCUAGCCGCUGCCAUACCCCAAACGCUCACAUCUCCUAUGACGGCCCACGUCGCGCAAAUUCAACAGCAUGCCCAUCCUGCAAAUGGCAGGCCUGCGUUGCCCCCAGCCCCCACAGCAUCUGCUUUGACACCUCCCGAGGACACUGCGGCUGCUACUGCUCAGACUACAGCUGCAACAUCUGCGAUGCAAACUCGCAAGAGAACACAGGCUCCAGAUAACGCCGCGAGCAACCAACACGCAGAUAAGCGGCGACGAACCGGCCAGCCCAUGCAGAAUGGUGGCUUUGGCGACCUCACCCAGCAACAACAACUCCCCGUUGCUACCUCCUCGGGAGCAAAUGCCAUGCCCACGGCUCCUACCCUCCCCAGCCAAGCCAAUCACGCAUCGCCCUCCCAUGCUGCCCCAUCUCCCUCGUCAAAUACGACAACAUCCCCCGCCAUAACAGAAGCCCUCCACCUCCUAACCGAAGCUAUCCGCCUCGUCGCCACAAGCACACAUCCCCUUCCCCCUGCCCCAAACUCCCGCCUGUCCCGACUCCCAACCCUCUCCGGUCAUCCUUCAUGGCAGGAACGCGCCAUGGAUAUCUUUUUCGCCGAGUUCUCUAAUGAAGACAAUGACUUGCAGCUCAAGAUUGCAGAGAAAGUGUUGGCGGAUGAGACUAAAGCGAUGGUGUUUUGCAAGAUGCCGGAUGCACUGAGAAGGCAUUGGGUCAAGAGACUGAGGGAGUUGCAUAAUCGGAGUACGUGA
Thermochaetoides thermophila DSM 1495 is the source of this 1395-nucleotide messenger RNA. RefSeq lists its product as uncharacterized. Lineage: Eukaryota; Fungi; Ascomycota; Sordariomycetes; Sordariales; Chaetomiaceae. The record is from RefSeq and is a predicted model, not a curated record. The transcript is spliced from 2 exons. Bases 1 to 1395 code for a protein of 464 amino acids.